Messenger RNA from Chiloscyllium plagiosum (whitespotted bambooshark), 1483 nucleotides. NCBI's taxonomy places the organism in Eukaryota, Metazoa, Chordata, Chondrichthyes, Orectolobiformes, Hemiscylliidae. The record is from RefSeq and is a predicted model, not a curated record.
CCACCUAAAAGUAUUUGUUUCUCUUUCCCCUUCAGGUGUGGUGAAUGCAUCUCUCUUCUGGAUUUUGUAGCUGUGGCAUUUUGAAUCUUUCUGCUGGCAUUUAGCCCCAGGAAGCAUUAUGUUCCAAAUGACUAAAGACUGAAAGUGAUUAUUCUUGUUACUGGUUCACAAAGCGUGCGGUGGGAAUGGCCGGGCACUUCCGCAGCUACGUAUGGGAUCCCAUUCUUAUCAUAUCUCAGAUUAUCCUGAUGCAAUGCAUCUAUUACAGUUUCCUCGGCAUUUGGUUGGCUGUGGUGGACAGCCUGGUACAGAACAGUCGCUCACUCGAUCAAGUAUUUAGCUAUGAGGUGCUGGGAUUUUCCACAGCUCAGGGAAGGCUAUCGAUGAUGGCAUUUGUCCUCAAUUCACUCACAUGCGCCCUUGGAUUGUGGUAUUUCAUCCGAAGAGGAAAGCAGUGUUUGGAUUUUACUGUGACCAUCCAUAUCUUCCACUUCAUGGGCUGCUGGAUCUACAACUUACACUUUCCCACAGCACUGAGCUGGUGGCUGGUGAACAUUGUGUGCAUUGCAUUGAUGGCUGUGAUAGGAGAGUACUUGUGCAUGCGGACAGAACUGAGGGCCAUUCCCGUGAACACUGGACCCAAAUCUAACCUGUGACACGUUGUGCAGAAUCCUGAGCACUCAGCACCUCAGAUUUGUCCAAUUGUGAAUGAAACUGCCCAAUGACCAGUGUUAAAUAUUUAAUUUCAAUGUUAACAAGACUUCUCUACACAAUGCAAUAACAUUGAAUCCUUAUUUUGGCCACUAUAAUAUAACAUGUGUAAAGUGAAAACUGUUUGUAAACUGCAUCUUUAUUUAAGGAUAAGCCUUUCUAAGCAUGUAUCUAUUCAAAAUCUGGUUGGCUGAUGAACAGAGUUGGUGAACAGAGUUCAAACUGGAAGACACCUGUGACUGGAUAUGGAUUGAUUUAGCUUUUCAGACUUGCUAAGAAUGCAGCAUGCUGGAAUUAUUGCAGAAUUCUGCUUUUACGUCUCCUCAGUGGUAAGAACUUGUCAUCUGAUCUGCCCAGUGUCUUCAUUCAUUGCAGUCAAGCUGGAAUGUUUCCCAGAGUUUACACCAAUCUUCAUUUCUGAAUCUAAAUUACCCUCAAAAGUGCUCAACACUUGGAAAUUUAAGGAAUGUUGUCAUUCUCAAAUGUGAGACCUAGAGCCUGUUGUAACACUGGGUAUAUCCGCACAGUUUUCAGUGAUUUUUAAGCAAAGAUUAAGCACCAUUGUUUUGAUAUUGAAAUAUAUCUGGUGUAAAAUAGUUUAGUAAUGAAUGAUAAAAAGCACUUUGAAACUAAAGGCUGGACCUAGACUUGAGGGACUGACCUGUGGACACAGUCCAUGACCCUUGUGCCAUUUUUUUAUUGGCAGGGAACACAGCUUAAUCUCUAUUUUGUUUAAAACUCACUGAGGAAUAAAUUUAUUGCAGUAUUGAAA